Tachysurus vachellii is the source of this 1761-nucleotide messenger RNA. RefSeq names its product coenzyme Q-binding protein COQ10 homolog A, mitochondrial-like. Gene Ontology annotation, cellular component: mitochondrion. Gene Ontology annotation, biological process: cellular respiration; ubiquinone biosynthetic process. The record is from RefSeq and is a predicted model, not a curated record. The transcript has 5 exons. Gene Ontology annotation, molecular function: ubiquinone binding. NCBI's taxonomy places the organism in Eukaryota, Metazoa, Chordata, Actinopteri, Siluriformes, Bagridae. Bases 455 to 1168 code for a protein of 237 amino acids.
GACCUCCCCUUAGUGAUAAAACUCCGCUGUCAAAUGAAUGUGUUCUUUAUUUUCUGACUAUUUUCUCUCGUUUUGUUGACGUGAGAUCGAGUUGACAGGUUUAAAGAUGGUUACUCGGUAAAAUAAACGUUUCCUGUCUUUAAUAAGAGAUAAUUCUGCCCUUUUAGCUUAGCUAGCGGUUAGCAUUGUUAGCAUUGUUAGCAUUGUGUUUCCUCAGCCGGUCGCUGACCGCUAACGUGCUAAUGACACGUAGCAGCGGAUAAAACACCAUUUUAAAGAAGUAAAAAAAAAAGUCUGUCACUUUUUAUAUAUGACUUUUCUGCCUUUUAAACUCUUGUGUCACACGGGACAGAGAAAGCGGGUUUGUUGUCUGGUUCAAUGCUAACAGUUCAAAACUACACUCGGUUCAUCGAGUCGUUUUGUCAUCACUGCUGGAACCUGGAGGUUUUAUUACAUGGCGGUUUGGAUUUGCGCGAGCCGACUGUUCAACCGACUGACACCGUGUGCACGAGCGCACCUGUAUUCACGAGCACACCUGUGCUCACGAGCGCGCAUCAGUAACUUCCCAGUGUGUGUAGUUUUACUGAGAAAACCACCAGCAUGGAGUCUGUGCUGGAACCAAAGAGCAACUUUAUCAGCACCAAACAGAAGCUUCAUCAGUCUCCCUAACAAGAGGAAGCAAUACUCCGAGCGACGCAUCAUGGGAUACUCCAUGCUGGAGAUGUAUGACGUGGUAGCGAACGUGGACGAAUACAAACACUUUGUUCCGUGGUGUAAAAAGUCCCAGACCAUAAUGAAAAGAGCAGGUCACGCUAAAGCUCACUUGGAGGUGGGGUUUCCGCCGAUGGUGGAGAGGUACACGUCUAUGAUCACCAACGUUCGGCCACAUCUCGUCAAAGCUGUUUGUUCAGAUGGAAAGUUGUUCAACCAUUUAGAGACGAUAUGGCGGUUCAGCCCGGGAAUUCCCGGAUAUCCCAGAACCUGCACUGUGGACUUUUCUCUCUCGUUCGAGUUCCGUUCGGUCCUGCACUCGCAGCUCGCCACCAUGUUCUUUGAUGAGGUUGUGAAGCAGAUGGUGGCAGCGUUUGAGAGCCAAGCCAGGAAACUCUACGGCCCUGAAACACGCAUCCCCAGAGAACUCAUGUUCCAUGAAGUGCAUCAGACGUGAUGUGGUCGCGGUGACAGUGACCGAGACCCGCAGACCAGCCCCCAGACCAGACCACCCCACCCCAUCAACACACACACACACACACACACACACACCAGAGGUUUUAUUUUUAUACCACAGACUUGUAGGUCUUGCAGUGGAACCGUUCUGAGUCUGAGAGUAAGACCUUAGCUGGAAGAGUGAGUUCAAACCUCGUCUCAGUUCUGAACGACAUCAAUGGUAGUUAUUUUUAUCAUUAUAUAAUUUAGACUUUAGUUUUUGAAUCAUCGAUCCUAGUAGUCCAUCAAAGAACAUUUGCUUUCAUGUUAAUGCUAUUUUAUGUGCAAUCUUGGAUUAUUUAUUGGCAGGUUGUCUAGAGUCAGGGCUACACUGCAGAAUGCUGUAAUUACUGUAAAGCGCAAGGAUAAAGAUGUCGUUCCAGUACAACUGAAAGUGGGCGAUACGGCGAACGCAUCAUAUCACGUUAUGAUGGACAUUUUUGUGAUGCACCGCACAUACCGCUGGGGUUGGUAUGGUGCUCUGUGACGCUAUCAGGACACUGAUACUGUCGUCGUAUCGCCCAGAAUGGAUUAUAAUAAACCAAUACAAUAAUA